Sorex fumeus (smoky shrew) is the source of this 1542-nucleotide messenger RNA. RefSeq names its product solute carrier family 49 member 3 (gene SLC49A3). Gene Ontology annotation, biological process: transmembrane transport. Gene Ontology annotation, cellular component: membrane. The record is from RefSeq and is a predicted model, not a curated record. The transcript has 11 exons. Bases 1 to 1542 code for a protein of 513 amino acids. NCBI's taxonomy places the organism in Eukaryota, Metazoa, Chordata, Mammalia, Eulipotyphla, Soricidae. Gene Ontology annotation, molecular function: transmembrane transporter activity.
AUGGCGUGUGGCUUCCUUCUGCACCUCGAGAGUGGCAGGUUCCAGCGCGGCGACUGGCCGGGGCCAGCUCGGCUCCUCGGCCCGACCCCCGCCUCGCUGGCGUCGCUCCCGGAGCCCCCAGCGCCCCGCCCGCCGGCCCCUAUCCCGGGCCGGGAGCUGGCGAGACCGGGCCCGGGAGCCCCGGGGGGCCACCGCGUCUACGUACGCCGCUGGCUCUUCCUGCUGGUGGUCAGCCUGCUCAGCUGCUCCAACGCCACGCUGUGGCUCAGCUUCGCACCCGUGGCCGACAUAGUAGCCCAGAGCUUCUUUCUCUCCGUGGACCAGAUCAACUGGCUGUCUUUGGUCUACCUGGUGGUGUCUAUCCCAGCCGGACUGGUGGCCAUCUGGUUUCUGGACACUGUCGGGCUCCGAUGGGCUACCGUCCUGUGUGCAUGGCUGAACUUUGCUGGGAGCGUGCUGCGUGCCCUGCCCUGUGUGGUCCCCAGGACCCAGGACCCCUUUGCCUUUCUCAUGACGGGACAGAGUCUCUGUGCCCUGGCCCAGACCCUAGUCAUCUUCUCUCCAGCCAAGCUGGCUGCACUGUGGUUUCCUGAGCACCAGCGAGCCACAGCCAACAUGAUCGCCACCAUGUCAAACCCCCUGGGCAUCCUGGUGGCCAACCUGCUAUCACCUGCUCUAGUCAAGAAGGAGGGAGACAUCCCCAUCAUGAUGGGCAUCUACAUUGUCCCUGCUGGCCUUGCCUGCCUGCUGGCCACCAUGUGCCUCUGGGAGAGCGUGCCACCCACCCCACCCUCUGCAGGGGCCUCCUGCUCCACUUCACAGUUCUUGGUGGGACUGAAAUUGCUCUCAAGGAAUAGAGCCUACAUCCUGCUGGCCAUCUGCUUUGGGGGAGCCAUUGGGAUCUGCACCACUUUCUCAGCCCUCCUGGAACAGGUGCUCUGUGUCAACGGCUAUUCCAAUGACUUGGCGGGGCUCUGCGGGGCUCUGUUCAUUGCCUUUGGGAUCCUGGGAGCACUGGUGCUCGGCCUCUAUGUGGACCGCACCAAGCACUUCACUGGCGCCACCAAGAUCGGCCUCUGUCUCACCUCCGUGGUCUGCGUGGCAUUUGCCCUGGUGUCCCAGCUGCGAGGACAGGCUCUCGCUCUGGCUGCCAUCUGCUCACUGCUUGGGUUCUGUGGCUUCUCCGUGGCGCCCGUGGCUAUGGAGCUUGCGGUUGAGUGCUCCUUCCCUGUGGGUGAGGGGGCCGCCGCAGGCCUGAUCUUCGUGAUGGGGCAGGUGCAGGGGGUGGCCAUCAUGCUGCUACUGUCCACCUUGGCUGUGCGUCGUGCAGGCCCGUCCUACUCCACUUGUCAGGAUGGUCAGGACCCCCUGGACUGGAGUGUGUCCAUGCUGCUGAUGGCUGGCCUGUGCACCCUCUUCAGCUGUGUCUUAGCGCUCUUCUUCCACACUCCAUACCGGCGCCUGCAGGCAGAGGCCAGAGCAAGCUCCUCUAUUCAGAGUGACGAUGCAGGUCCAGCAACCACGGAAAACCCUCACGCCUAG